Messenger RNA from Actinia tenebrosa (Australian red waratah sea anemone), 2595 nucleotides. RefSeq names its product inosine-5'-monophosphate dehydrogenase 1b. Gene Ontology annotation, cellular component: cytoplasm. Gene Ontology annotation, molecular function: IMP dehydrogenase activity. The record is from RefSeq and is a predicted model, not a curated record. Gene Ontology annotation, biological process: GTP biosynthetic process. NCBI's taxonomy places the organism in Eukaryota, Metazoa, Cnidaria, Anthozoa, Actiniaria, Actiniidae.
UAUAUAAAACACGUUGGCCUAGAUCCUAAAUUACACACAAACAAAGGUGUAAAGUUAAAUUAGACGCCAAAAACUUCUCAUUUUGCCAACUUGUCGUUCUCAGAGAACGUUCAAAUUAUAGGAGAGACGAUACUGGCACUCCUUGUUAGUUCUCACAGUGUUAUUCUGGCACAAUAACGCGAAGAGGCGAGUGAAACUUGGACCAAGGAAAAAAGACUGUCGAGGAAAAAAUGGCGGAGCUACUGAUAACAGGAGGCACGGGUUACGUACCAGAAGACGGCAUGGUAGCUACUCAUUUAUUUUCUAGCGAUGGCCUUACUUAUAGUGAUUUCAUCAUUCUUCCUGGAUUCAUUGAUUUUCUGGCAAAUGAUGUGGACUUGACUUCACCCCUCACCAAGAAGAUCACCCUGAAGACACCUUUAGUCAGCUCACCUAUGGACACUGUCACUGAAUCAAAAAUGGCAAUUACGAUGGCUUUAAACGGAGGUAUUGGGAUCCUUCAUCACAACUGUUCUAUUGAAUUCCAAGCAAAUGAAGUGAGGAAAGUCAAGAAAUUCGAGCAAGGAUUCAUCACAGCUCCACUUGUUCUUAGUACUUUGCACACUGUUGGUGACGUGAUAGAGGCCAAGGCCAAACAUGGAUUCUCUGGGAUUCCAAUCACUGAGAAUGGCCAUAUGGGUGGAGUGUUACUCGGCAUUGUUACAUCCAGAGACAUAGAUUUCCUUCUUGAUAUUGACCAUAGCAAGCCACUGAAAGAGGUCAUGACUCCUGUAGAAGACCUAAUUGUGGCUAAAUCAGGCAUUACUCUAAUAGAAGCUAACCAAAUUUUGCAGCGCAGUAAGAAAGGAAAACUACCAAUCAUCAAUGAAAAGGGAGAACUGGUGUCUCUCAUAGCAAGGACUGAUUUAAAGAAGAACAGAGACUAUCCACUGGCUUCAAAAGAUAAGAACAAGCAGUUAUUAGUGGGUGCAGCCAUCGGCACAAGAGAAGAAGACAAACUACGGCUGGAUGCACUUGUCAAGGCUGGUGUCGAUGUGGUUGUAAUAGAUUCAUCUCAGGGGAAUUCCAUAUUUCAACUGGAGAUGAUAAGACAUAUCAGAGAACGUUAUCCUGACCUUCAGGUGGUUGGAGGCAAUGUUGUCACAGCUGCACAGGCUAAAAACCUUAUUGAUUCUGGUGUUGAUGCUCUGCGUGUCGGCAUGGGAAGUGGCUCUAUUUGUAUUACUCAAGAAGUCAUGGCAGUAGGAAGACCACAGGGUACAGCUGUAUACAAGGUGGCAGAGUAUGCUAGAAGAUUUGGGGUGCCUGUGAUUGCUGAUGGGGGUAUACAGACUGUCGGUCAUAUAACCAAAGCUCUGGCACUUGGUGCUUCUACAGUGAUGAUGGGAUCAUUGUUAGCAGGUACCUCAGAAGCACCAGGAGAAUACUUCUUUUCGGAUGGUGUAAGACUGAAAAAAUACAGAGGUAUGGGGUCACUCAGUGCAAUGGAAAGUAACACAAAUUCUGCUUCUAGAUAUUUCAGUGAGUUUGAUAGAAUCAAAGUAGCCCAGGGCGUGUCUGGUUCUGUCGUUGACAAAGGAUCCAUACACAAAUUCAUGCCAUAUCUUAUCGCCGGCAUUCAACAUGGCUGCCAGGACUUGGGUGCUAAGAGCUUAACAUCUUUAAGAUCAAUGAUGUAUUCUGGUGAACUGAAAUUUGAAAGACGAUCUGCUUCAUCUCAAAUAGAAGGAGGAGUGCAUGGAUUGCAUUCGUAUGAAAAAAGACUCUUUUAAAAUCAUGCCCUAUAACAACACACAUGUAAGAGGACCAUUCAAACUUUCAUUAUUUUAUAGAUUAUAACUAUACUAUAUAAUAGAAUUCAUUUCUGCAAUAUCUUUCCAAAAAAUAUAAAUUCCUGUAUUUAAUCCAACUUGAAAUUCUUAUUUGUCCUAUCAGAAUUAUUGGAGAUUAUAUAAUUGCGACAUGCACCUAAUUAAAAAAACAUUGUCGGGUUCAAAAAAAGGUCAUAUCAUCAAAUCUAAGACCAAAGGGGAGCACGGAAAGACAAAAUACCGCAGCCAAACAGCUCUCCAGCGUAAAUCUUCGGGGAAUGGCUUUGGCAUGUCAACCUAAGUCGACUGACUUUGCUCUACUGUGCAUUUUUACAUGUCUAUAUGCAAAUAUAAUACACAUUUCGGAGUACCCAAAAUCCUUUUUGGUCUUGGCUUCAAUGAUAUGACCUUCUCGAACCCGACGUUAGGUGUAUACUUAUACAGUAUAAUACAUACAUGGACCAUAAAAAAUAUAUUCUAAUAAAUAGUAAAUAUAGCCUCUCGACAUCAUGCUGUACUCAAGUAUUAUUUCAGACUAAUGUAAAUGUUUUUAUCGUCUUGGAAGGGUAAUAUUACCAUUUAUUAUAAAGACUUUAGCGUUUUGCAGGCAAAUAUGUCAAUUGUAAUUUUUAUACCUACUACAUCCGGCACCUCAGUGACAUAUUUUCCACAUUCUCAGUAGUGAAGACAUCAAUGACGUCUUUUCCAAUGUUUUUGACAGGCUUUUGUUUGUGAAUAUGUCUAUAUAGUAAAAAUAAAAUUACACGGUGGCGUUAAGAUAUUA